Humulus lupulus (European hop) is the source of this 2880-nucleotide messenger RNA. RefSeq names its product two-component response regulator ARR12-like. The record is from RefSeq and is a predicted model, not a curated record. Gene Ontology annotation, biological process: cytokinin-activated signaling pathway; phosphorelay signal transduction system. Gene Ontology annotation, molecular function: DNA binding; DNA-binding transcription factor activity. NCBI's taxonomy places the organism in Eukaryota, Viridiplantae, Streptophyta, Magnoliopsida, Rosales, Cannabaceae. The transcript is spliced from 6 exons. Bases 549 to 2618 code for a protein of 689 amino acids.
CAUAAACAAAUGGAUUAAAGACAAAGGCAUUUUGUAUUCUGUUAGGAAGAAAAAGCUAAAGACAAAAAAUACAGUAGAGAGAGAAAACAUCAUAGUUUACUGAUUUUGUAGAGGGAGAGAGAGGUGAAGAGUUUUUCACUAAAAUACUCAAAAGGAUUUCUGUUUUAUUGGGUUGAAAACCUUCAGGCUCUUCUGGCCAUCGCCAUCAUUGUCCAUUUGUUCAGCUUUUACUUACUACCACUUUCUCGGUUCCUUUUCUCCUUUUCAUGCUUUUGGGUUCUUUUUGAAUGUUUAUCUGGCUUCUGGGUUUUUGACAAAAGACUCAGACAACCAAGUUUCAGUCUUCAAAAUUGAAACUUUUUUUAUUUUUUGGGUUCUCUUUGUAAUGGUUAUUUGGCGUCUGGGUUUUUGAGAAAAGGCUCGGACAACCAAGUUUAUUGAUAAAAAUUGAAACUUUCUUCUUUGGUUUUGGAAUUUUGGGUUUUGUGAUCUCUGCUGUUUUUCUAAUCUUGGUCUCUGAACUUAGUCGUUUACAACAAAACAAAAAAAUGACCGUGGAGGACCAAAGGGGUGAAGAUGGUGGUGCCUUUGACCGGUUUCCGGUGGGUAUGCGAGUUCUUGCCGUUGACGACAACCCAACUUGCCUCAGAGUAUUGGAGUCUCUGCUUCGUAAAUGCCAGUAUCAGGUUACUACCACUAAUCAGGCAAUCAAGGCUCUAAAAAUGUUGAGGGAAAACAGAAACAGGUUUGACCUUGUCAUCAGUGAUGUGAAUAUGCCGGACAUGGAUGGAUUUAAGCUACUUGAGCUUGUGGGGCUAGAAAUGGACCUACCUGUCAUCAUGUUAUCAGCACUUAGUGAUACCAAGCUUGUGAUGAAGGGAAUCACUCAUGGUGCUGUUGACUAUUUGUUGAAACCCGUUAGGAUUGAAGAGCUUAAGAAUAUCUGGCAGCAUGUUAUCCGCCGAAAGAAGUUGGAUCCCUGUGACCAAAAUAAGCAAUCCGAUCAAGAAAAGAAUUGCCAUGAGUCUGGAGAAGGUGGGAACGGGGUGACAUCAACAGGAUUGGAUCAAAAUGCUAAAACCAAUAGGAAGCGGAAGGAUCAAGAUGAAGACGAGGAAGAAGAGGGUGAAUAUGACGAGCAAGAGAGUGAAGAUCCAUCAUCAACCCAGAAGAGGCCGCGUGUAGUUUGGUCUCCAGAGUUGCAUAAAAAGUUUUGUGCUGCUGUACAUAAAUUAGGCCUCGAAAAGGCUGUUCCUAAGAAAAUUCUUGACCUGAUGAAUGAUGAAGGACUUACAAGGGAAAAUGUUGCAAGCCAUCUACAGAAAUAUAGGCUUUACCUGAAAAGAAUCAACACUGAGGCAAUCCAGCAAGCUAGUGUGCUUGCUUCUCUAAGAGUUAAAGAUUCCUCUUAUGUCCACAUAGACGCACUAGACGGAUUUGGAGAUAUGCACACCAUGAAUGGUUCUGUAAGGCUGGCAAACUCAGCUUUAUCAUCAUCUUACACACAUGGUGGGAUGCUUGGUAGAUUGAACUCUCCAUCGGGUUUGACUAUACGAGGAAUUUCUUCAAAUGGACUCAUUCAACCUGGUAAUUCGCAAAGCUUGAGCAAUUCCUUCAGUACUCUUGGAAAGUUCCACUCUAUGUCUGUAAACCAAAGUCCAAGUUUAUUUCAAGGAAUACCCACUUUGGAGCUCAACAAGUUGCAGAAGCAGCACACAAAGUCCACCACUCAUAUUGGAGAGUUUAACCCCUUGAAUAACUCAACUGGUUUUGCAGUUCCGGCUAGCUUUCCAGACUUAAGAGUGACUCCUGGUAGCUCAGGAAUUGUGUGUAAUUCUUCAAGCAACCCUCUGAUUUUACAACCAAGACAUAGUAGGGGUGUACUAGGAGACCAAUCUUCAGUCAGAGUGACUCAAUUGCUUCCUGAAUCUUUUGACAGUGAAAGCAGAGGUUCCUCUAAUUUUUUAGAUCAUAAUCGUUGUAGUGAAAGCUGGCAAGUUGCUGUUCAGUCAUCAAAAUUUCCACCAACUGCUUUACCUAUGAGUGAGCCUUCAAAUCAUGGACAUAUACAUACUAAUAACUUGGGUAUACCAUCUACCUCUGCACAAAUUGGUAACAACCCACGUGCCUUUUCUUCUACUAGUGCAUUUCUGGCUCCUUUAGCAGGUACAAGAGAUGGACAAGGUCAUGGUGACUUCAUUGGAAAUGUUGUUCAGAGUACAAAUUACACAGAAAAGCAGAGGUGGGGUAACCACAAGCUUAAUCAGAAUUUUGGUGCUCUAAAUUCCAUGGUUUCUGCUAACAACACAAUGGGUUCCUUAAACCAGACUCUGGGCCAAAACAGUGCAAUUUAUAGUGAAAAUUUUGGUAGAUCCAUAGUUGACCAAUUAAAUGGGUGUACUUCAUCUGUCUUUGGGAAUUCAGCUAUGGUUGCCAAAACAGAAACCAAUGAAGACUACCUCUUAGAUCAAUCAAAGGCACAUGAUGAUUUUAUUCAAAACAGUUACGAGUCAUUGGACGAUAUAAUGACUGCCAUGAUGAAACGGGGGCAAAGUGAGACUAUCAUAAUGGAUGGAGAAUUUGGAGUUGAUGCUUACCCUCUUGGAUCAUGUAUAUGAAUCUUCUAGUCAUCACUAUGGAUUCUCUGUGCGGGGAAGGGUAUCAGCUUGUAUCUUAUGUAAUUUCUUUGCCUCUCUCAUGUAAAAUUUUCUCCAUUUUCGGUUAGCUAUAAUAUAUUUGCUAGUGAUUUUGUUUUCCUUGUUCCAAUUGUAAACAGCAAACAUGCAUCAUCUCUCUUUAGUUUUCUCAUGUUAUCCUUUUCAUUUUAUGGUUGGAAUGAAGAACUCAACUUUUAGAUGUGUAAUAUAUGUUUUUCCUUUU